Molecule: messenger RNA, 2806 nt
Organism: Pseudogymnoascus verrucosus
Lineage: Eukaryota; Fungi; Ascomycota; Leotiomycetes; Thelebolales; Thelebolaceae
Exons: 2
Coding region: 337-2331 (664 amino acids)
Biological process (GO): intracellular iron ion homeostasis; iron ion transport; copper ion import
Cellular component (GO): plasma membrane
Molecular function (GO): ferric-chelate reductase activity
Source: RefSeq, a predicted model, not a curated record
AACUGACUCCAGACGCCCACAUGGCGGGAAUACUACUGUGCUAAAGAGUGCUAGGCGUGCAAAACCAUGUCAAGGCACGAGUUAAUAGUGCCAGAUCACGGAUGUUGAGGGGGAUGACGCGGGGGCGAUAAGACGGUGGUUAUGUCUCAGGGAAAUUCAUACUUUGAAGGUGUUGUCGCGUACUUGACUUUUUUGUAAAUCGUUUGCCUUGUCGUGGAUUGAGCGUGCUGUCGCCAAAAAGAGGCCUCAUAGACGAACACAACUGAUAUUGAUACAUACAACCUUGGGAGGACAGUCAAUAAAGCCGACCGUGUUGGUCGCAACACCCACGCCAAAAUGGGGAUGGAUAUGAAUAUGGGGAUGGGCAUGGACAUGAGCUCCGACAGCGCCGCCUUUGUCGACACGAACUCGUCCAUGGCGCGCAGCUACUGGUAUAUCAUCGCCGCCGUCCUAGGAUUCACAGCUCUUCUCCGCAUCUUCCAGAUCGCAGAGACACGCACAAGACUCCGCCUCGCAAAACUCCGCGCCGUCGAACACCCCACCCAACCUCGCAACGCCCUCGCCCAAGCCCUCGCAACAGGCAGCGCCAUCCUCCGCGAAAUCGCCGGCCCAAAAUACCACAUCAACAACCGCUGGGCAUCAUGGCUGAGCCCGCCCUCCCUGGGCCGCAGCCUCAUCAUCGUCAUCUACAUGGCCGUCAUCCUCUACAUGCUCCUAUGGCACUCCAUCACCUUCGACGCGUACUACUACGAAAAGAUUGCUUUCCGCGCGGCGUGGGUGUCGGUCACGCAGGUGCCGUUUGUGUAUCUGCUGGCGUCGAAAGCGAGUCUCAUUGGCUUGUUGUCGGGGAGCUCGCAUGAGAGGAUUAAUUGGCUUCAUAGAUGGGUGUCGAGGACUCUGCUUGUGACGGUUACUGUCCACGGCGGUUUCUUCUACGUUGAGUGGUACAGGGCUGAUUUGGUGGAGGUGGAGCUGCAGAUGAUGACGAUGGUGAAAUAUGGAAUUGGGGCAUGGGCGGUUCUGGCGUGGACAUUCCUCACCUCCCUAACGCCAAUCCGGAGCUUCUCCUAUGAGCUGUUCGUUCUCCAGCAUAUUGCGGCGGCAGCGGUGUUUUUAUGGCUCCUGUGGAUGCACGUCCCGUCCUACGCGCAAUACAACAUUUGGUUUGCGAUCGCAGCACUCGUGUUCGACAAGCUAGCCAUGUACGCCUGGACGGCCUGGACGAACGCCCCUGCGUCUGGGAAGACGGGAAGCGGACUAUCGAAGUUCAUCGGACACCGUGCGGAGAUCAGAGCUGUGAAUGAUGAGAUGACGGAAGUCAUCGUCCACGAUGUACAGUUUAAAUGGGCUGCUGGUCAGCACAUCUACCUCCGCAUCCCCUCUAUUGGACCUCUGGAAGCACACCCCUUCACCAUCGCCAGCGCCUGCCCCGACACCUCCAGCGCGUCUUCGAUACAGCUUCUCAUCGAGAAGAGGGGGGGGUUCACAAAGCGCCUUCACGCGGCUGCUACGAAGCAACAAAAGAAUGGCGUCACAGCAAUCAUCACCGGACCCCUCGGCCGACCACCAACCUGGGCCGCCUUUGAGACUUUAAUCCUAAUAUCCGCUUCAACGGGGAUUACAUUCACCCUCCCCAUCCUCGAAAGCAUAGUCAACAACACAGACGGCCUAACCUGCGUCCGCCGCAUCGAGAUGCUGCACGUAGUCCGCAAACGCGAUUCAACAGACUGCUACAUCGAGCGGAUUAAAACCGCCAUCACGGCCGCGGAACGCGCUGGUAUCGCGCUGACUGUUCGGAUCGCUGUGACGUGUGGGACUUCGACAGGGACGAAGAGUUGUUGUGGAUCGAAUUGCCAGUGUCAUAAUUUUGAGAUGGCGCCGAAUCUCGCUGUUGAAGUGUCUAACACCACCGCCGCAGCAGCAGGAGCAGCAAGCCAAAAAUCCGAUAUCGAAAAGGGGAUAAUCCCCAUCGAGACCAAACCCAUCACCGAAACCUCCUCCCUCUCCAUCACCCCCAGCACAGAGAAGGGCGACAUCACCUCAACCAUUAUCUCCCGCCCCUCGUCCUCCGCGCGCACCAACUCCGAAACUACGUCGUUAAAACCAACAAAUCGGCAGAUCAUAUACUCCUCCUCCCGCCCCGACGUAGGGUCGUUCAUAAGGAGACCCGUGGAGGCGACGGCGGGGGAGACGCAAGUUGCUGUUUGUGGAGGGAAGAGCAUCGUGGCUUGUGUGAGGAAUCAUGUUGCUGCGUUGUCGGAUGAGAGGGGCGUGCAUAAGGGGACGGGGGCGCAGGGGAUUGCGUUGUUUACGGAGCAUUAUUGUUUUUAGAAGAGGGGGGAGGGGGGAUGAUUAUGAUGACUGAUGAAUUGGGAAUGGUUUUUUUGGGGGGAAGAUACUGUAUACUGCACUGCAUAUACUGCACCGGAGAAAAUGGGAUGGCGUUGAAAGGAUUGGAAUGGAUGGAUAUGGAUAUGGCAUACCCCUGAAUGGAAUCGAUGGAAUGUAGGCAGAUACUAUAGUUUUACUUACUGCCUUUCCCGGACCUCCAUCUGGCAUAAUAUCCAAUGGAGGUCCGGUAAACCCGGUGAAAAAACUAUCAUACACAUCAUGUACAAUGCAGAUAUUUUACAAAGAAAACCUUCUUUAUUACUACACCCAUCACUAACGAGAUAUGUGGCUUAAAUCGCAUCCAGAAAGAGGGGCGCGCGGCGAUGCAAGAUAUAGGUACACUGCACUGUACUGUACAUACCCUUUAACACGUCAUGUGCUGCCAGCACGCUCGCUGCUGACUGACGCUUGGCUG